Messenger RNA from Emiliania huxleyi CCMP1516, 438 nucleotides. RefSeq lists its product as hypothetical. The coding region runs from base 1 to 438 and encodes 145 amino acids. The record is from RefSeq and is a predicted model, not a curated record. The transcript has a single exon. NCBI's taxonomy places the organism in Eukaryota, Haptophyta, Isochrysidales, Noelaerhabdaceae.
AUGCCAAUCCCGAUCUUCUGCUUGUGCUUGCAGGCCUUGCUCGAUAAGUCCUCACGGCACUGCUCCAGUAGCGUGCUGCCGCCGAUGCCGAUGCCGCGGGGCUCGGCGGAGAAGCGCUCGACGCCGAGCGGGGCCCAUGUGACGCUGCCGCGGGGCAAGGGAUCUAUGUCCAAAGCCGCCGUGCGCGGCGGAGCGGCCGCCUGGCAGUUCUUGCGCUGUGCCUGCCAAGCCUCAGCCGAUCUUGCCUCCACAGUUCUCCUUGAGCGGGACAAGUACUCCGCGCUCGGCGGCGGUUUACUCGGCGGGGCAACCAUGUGGACGGGCGCGAUGGCGACGCUCGCCCAAAGGUUAACUCGCCGCGCGUCAAAGGAGGUGAUCACCGUCCCGUGCCGGGUAAACGAUUUCUUUUUUAUCGCUCGAUGCCCUGCCUCAUUUUGA